Messenger RNA from Penicillium soppii, 465 nucleotides. RefSeq lists its product as uncharacterized. Bases 1 to 465 code for a protein of 154 amino acids. NCBI's taxonomy places the organism in Eukaryota, Fungi, Ascomycota, Eurotiomycetes, Eurotiales, Aspergillaceae. The record is from RefSeq and is a predicted model, not a curated record. The transcript has a single exon.
AUGGAACAUCAGCUUUUUCACCAGCCAUCAACCACGCCCGUGAUUGUAUGCAAGCUAUGUGAACAUGUUAUUCGACCAAAAGAGGUUUUUCGGCACCUCCAAUCCGCGAAUCAUCGGAUCCCGAAGCCAAAAGCGCGCCAAAUUGCCGAUGCAGUUCAACAAUGGGAGCGUGCGGCGGAAUGUGAUGAAUGGCAGCCACCACUAGUAGUGAAUGAACCAAUUCCUAAUUUGCCUGUUUACUCGGAUGGCAUUUUAUGUGAGCAAGGCCUAUUUUGCCAAUUUAUUGCCCGGUCAACCACAACUAUACGACAACACUGGCGUGAUCAUCAUAGCUGGGUAGCUCCUAUCAACCGGGGCGGUCGUCGGCGGCAGCAUACUUCAUCGGCUGCGGAGCAACAAAUCCAGCAAUUCACUCGUAUCGUGCGAUGCCAACGUGCGUUUCCUCAACGGCUCGGGUCCCAUUAG